Molecule: messenger RNA, 2286 nt
Organism: Dufourea novaeangliae
Lineage: Eukaryota; Metazoa; Arthropoda; Insecta; Hymenoptera; Halictidae
Product: dymeclin
Exons: 12
Coding region: 94-2148 (684 amino acids)
Biological process (GO): Golgi organization
Cellular component (GO): Golgi apparatus
Source: RefSeq, a predicted model, not a curated record
UAGUACAUUCAGCUGAAUUUCAUUGCUUAGUGUCUGUUACAGAAUUACUGAGCUUCUAUGACAGUAGAUUGUCAAAAAGUUUAAGGGAAGGCAAUGGGUACAACACCAAGUCGAUACGACGAUCUUUCUAAGAAUGUUUAUUUGGAGAAAUUUUGUGGAAAGAAAAGUAUCCUUCCAAAUGAUCCAUUUUGGGAUACUUUUCUGUCCUACAACAUGCGUCCACCUGUCACAAGGAACGAUCAAAUAGAAUUAGACUCUCGAUUGGAUUCAUCAUGUCAACAGUUACUUGCCAAUAAUUUAACCACUGGCAAUCUUGGCACUUUAAUACAAGUUGCUUUCACACGUGCUAACAGUUUGCUUGAACCAGUGCAAAAUCAGAAAAUCAUAUCAGCUUGGCAAGUAUAUAAUGCAUUGUUUGCCGUAAGAUGUAUAUUAAAAUAUUUAAUGGAAACAGUUGGUGAAGAAGAAAUGAUAAAACACAUAGAAGCACCCCAGUUACCUGUGCAAUCACAAUCGUCUUCACCUUACAGAUUAGAGGAUUUUUUCGAAGCAUUACUUGACAUCAUAACGAAUGUACCUUUAUGUGAACUCACGUAUGUUGUUCAUCUAGAAGCAAUAAAUUGCUUACUUGUACUACUUUCAGUACAAUUGUUUUCACAAACCGCAGCUGAAUACAGCUCCAUUUACAGAAUAGCAAUGCAUUCAUUUUCUAGUGAAUGUGCACCAACAAUAGUUUGUACAUUAUUACAUAAUUUUGUACAGCAAGAACAUGCUCCUCCAGGGUUACUUACUCAACAAGCAGGAGGAAGUAUUGUUUUCAGUAUAGCUGCUGGAUUAUGGAAUGUGAUCACAAUGGGUAUAGGUAGUAGUUUAAAAAACGUACAAGUCACAAGUAAUGGUACUUCUGAAGAUGAGGAAAGAAAGCGUGAUACAGAAACGCCACUUGCUAGUCAAUCUUUAUUACUGCUAUUGGUUUUAACGAAUCAUUGUACUGCUACACAAAAUCCUUACAGAAAUGCGCUUUUCUCUUUUGUUGACAUGCAAGAAGAUUAUUUUGCAAUGCAAGCAAAAGGCGUAUUUAAGUUUAAUUUAAAUAAAUUGUACAAUACUAUAUGUAAAAUACCAAACACGGAUGAAGUUACGUUAUUGUUGUAUAUGCUGUUACAUAGAAAUGCAAAUGUAAAGCAAGACAUUAUGAAGAGACCAGAUAUACAAUUAUUGGUAACACCAAUAUUGCAGAUAUUAUAUCAUGCUCCAAAUAAUACAUCCCAUCAUAUUUAUAUGUCUCUUAUUAUUCUUCUAAUCUUAAGUGAAGAUGAAACGUUUAAUAAACGGAUACAUGAAAUCAUGCUUAAAGGUGUCAGUUGGUAUACAGAAAGAUCGAUAAGUGAAAUAUCAUUAGGAGGUCUUUUAAUUCUUGUUGUUAUAAGAACAAUUCAAUAUAACAUGUUUAAAAUGAGGGAUAAAUAUUUACACACAAAUUGUUUAGCAGCUUUAGCAAACAUGUCUGCGCAAUUCACAUCUUUGCAUCCAUAUGUAAGUCAAAGACUGUUAAGUUUAUUUGAAACUCUUGCAAAGAAACAUGUCAGACUGGAAUCAAAAAUACAAACACAACCUUCAGUUUUUUCUGACAGCACCACCAUUACAGUUAAUGGAACUACUGCAAAUACAGAUUUGAUUCAGGAUUUAACAAUACUCGAAGAAGUACUACGAAUGGUAUUAGAAAUUAUAAAUAGCUGUUUAACUUACAGACUUGCACAUAAUCCAAAUUUAAUAUAUACACUUUUAUAUAAAAAAGAUAUUUUUCAACCAUUUAGAACACAUACUGCAUUUCAAGAUAUUGUGCAAAAUAUAGAUUCAGUUAUUAAUUUCUUCUCUUACAAAUUAGAGCAAAAGGAUCAAUCCCAAAUUGGUGUCAGUCAAGUAUUAACUACAAUACAACAAGGUACCAGCGAAUGGCCUCGUGAUCGAUUGAGGAAAUUUCCAGAAUUGAAAUUUAAAUACGUAGAAGAAGAACAACCAGAAGAAUUCUUCAUCCCUUAUGUAUGGAGCGUUGUUUGUCAAAGUGCGCUCUUACAUUGGAGCGCUGAAAACAUAAAAUUAUUUUCACCUCAUAACAAUGAGCAAACGACAAUUAUUGUUUGCUGAUAUUCAGACAGCAGCUGCUGCUUGCAGUAAUCAUAGGUAAUAAUAACUAAGAAAUAUGCGGAGCAAUAUUUCGUAAUGGAACAUGUACUUGAUAUGAAAUGGAAACAAUAUUUUGAUUAUUUAUUGUAAAAGUAAACA